Syzygium oleosum is the source of this 1429-nucleotide messenger RNA. RefSeq lists its product as uncharacterized. The record is from RefSeq and is a predicted model, not a curated record. Bases 364 to 1209 code for a protein of 281 amino acids. The transcript is spliced from 7 exons. Lineage: Eukaryota; Viridiplantae; Streptophyta; Magnoliopsida; Myrtales; Myrtaceae.
GAUUCAGCUGCCGCGCGCGCGAAAGAGCGAUGCCUGAAGACGACGACAGGGCUCGGAAGAGACGAUGGUACUUUUCUUGGGCCGAUAGUGGGCUCCAAUUUGCUUGGGCUUGGUUGGAGAUGGGCAAGUUCUUGCAUUUCAGCGCACGUUACACCGCCUGAAGAAAGCAAGACGGUGGGGGUCUGGGUGAUGGGGAUAUGGUGAUGCAGACAUGGUCAUGGAGUCGCAGAGAGCGAGAGAUGACGACUGUCGACUGGUAGGGACGUGAGUGGAGUCGUUCGUCGAGGAAGGAGACCACCCCGUCGCUUUCUCUCUCUCUAAGGAGCUUCUGGGUCGGCGAGGAAGAGCUCUUCGGCUUCGGCAAUGGCUCAGUUCGCCGCGGCUCAAGGACGCGUGAAGCUCCUCUUCAACGGCGAUGGAGUGUCCUCCUCCUCCGCCGCAUUGGAGCCGAAAGACUUGUUUUUCUGCAACAACCGCGCGUCGGCCCGGCUCCGGAGGCGCGGCUUCGGGCUUCUCCGGUCGCCUCCCGCGAGACUUGGCUCGCGCUCCGCCGCCGGCGAAGCUCGACGUCUCGGAGCGGAGCUCGCGCGGUCGAGCGUCGGGGCGGACGGUCUCGACGACUACGAUUACGACAGCGACGCCGAGACCGACGACUUGGCGUGUUUCCGAGGCCUCGUCUUGGACAUCGCUUACAGGCCUGUUGAUGUCGUCAGCUGGAGACGUGCUAUUUGCAUGGAAUUCAUGGAGAAGGCUGAUGUGCUUGAGUAUUAUGAUCAAACUGUAGACUCUCCAAGCGGUUCAUUCUACAUACCUGCUGUUUUACGGGUUCCUCAUCUACUGCAAGUUGUCAAGAGGAGAAGAAUCAGAACUAAUCUUAUCCGUAAAAACAUAUUCCAUCGAGAUAGUUAUAGUUGCCAGUAUUGUUCGUCAAGUGAGAAUUUGACAAUUGAUCAUGUUCUUCCAAUUGCACGAGGUGGAGAAUGGAAAUGGGAAAAUUUGGUCACGGCUUGUGCCAGAUGCAACUCAAGGAAAGGUCAGAAAACAUUGGAGGAAGCCAAUAUGAAACUGAUUAAUGUCCCCAAGGCUCCAAAGGACUAUGAUAUACUAGCCAUACCCCUGACAAGUGCCACAAUAAAGAUGCUGAAAUUGAGGAAGGAAACGCCCGAAGAGUGGCUUCAAUAUCUAGCAAAGCGUUCGUCUUUGCCCUGAUACUAUAUAUGAUGGCAUUUGUGAUGUUCCUUGUAUUUGCAGCAGUAAGAAAUGUUGAUGGAAUAGGGUUCUCUUUGCUGCGAUCUAUGAUACUCCAUAUCUGCCAUUGGGGUAAAAGCAUUUAUGGCCUCUCUGACUCAUCUGCUUUUGCGAGGACCCCACAACGAUGAUUGUUUACUGUACAAUAUGAAAAAUUGAGUAAUCUUGGGUAGUUUUUGUU